AUGUCUGCUCAGUACAACAAGGCCCCAAGUGCUGGCGCCAAGGUUGAGCCCGGCUCCGACGUCCGUCCCACCCGAAGCGAAGCCACUGGCCCCGUCCUCACGGACUCCCUUGCAGCCGAGUCCGCCAGCAAAGGCGGCGAAUUCGCCUCCAACGGCGAUAUCGGCGCAAGCGCCACCACCGGUUCUUUCCGAACCGUCACCAGCUCUACUCCCGUGUCUGGCGCCGCACCGGUCUCCGAUCAGGCCGCCGAAGCGCCGACAUAUGUGAACAACCAAUACGUCCGCGAUCAUAACGGGCCUCAUGGAAGGGGCAUUACCGAGGGCUUCGACACGGACAACACAAAGAAUGGCAUGCAGGCUGCAUUUAACGCCGAGGUCGGCAGCAAGAAUGAUCCUGGCCGGGUAGCGGAGCAGGGGCUUCUGCAGAGCCAGACGAAGGCUGGGCGCGAUGCUGGGCCUCGACAGACCAAGGUUGGUGGGCAGACUGUGUACGAGAGGUUGAAGAGCGAUGUUCAGGCGUAG
Molecule: messenger RNA, 522 nt
Organism: Colletotrichum orchidophilum
Lineage: Eukaryota; Fungi; Ascomycota; Sordariomycetes; Glomerellales; Glomerellaceae
Exons: 2
Coding region: 1-522 (173 amino acids)
Source: RefSeq, a predicted model, not a curated record